Mus pahari (shrew mouse) is the source of this 423-nucleotide messenger RNA. RefSeq names its product kallikrein-1-like. The coding region runs from base 1 to 423 and encodes 140 amino acids. Gene Ontology annotation, biological process: regulation of systemic arterial blood pressure; zymogen activation. Lineage: Eukaryota; Metazoa; Chordata; Mammalia; Rodentia; Muridae. The transcript has 3 exons. The record is from RefSeq and is a predicted model, not a curated record. Gene Ontology annotation, molecular function: serine-type endopeptidase activity.
AUGAGCCUCCUGGUGCAGCAAAAACUACGACCUGGGGAUGACUUCAGCAAUGACCUGAUGUUGCUCCGCCUCAGCAAGCCUGCUGACAUCACAGAUGUUGUGAAGCCCAUUGACCUGCCCACAGUGGUGCCCAAGCUGGGAAGCACAUGCCUUGCUUCAGGCUGGGGUAGCACUACACUGUUCAAGUUCCAAAAUCCAGAUGAUCUCCAGUGUGUGAAUCUCAAGCUCCUGCUUAAUGAGGACUGUGCCAAAGCUCACAUGGAAAAAGUGACAGACGUCAUGCUAUGUGCAGAAGAGAUGGAUGGAGGCAAAGACACUAGCAAGGGAGACUCAGGAGGCCCACUGAUCUGUGAUGGUGUUCUCCAAGGUAUCACAUCAUGGGGCUCUAUACCAUGCGGUACACCUCGUAUANCAAGNGCCUAA